Molecule: messenger RNA, 3076 nt
Organism: Xenopus laevis (African clawed frog)
Lineage: Eukaryota; Metazoa; Chordata; Amphibia; Anura; Pipidae
Gene: pkd2l1.S
Product: polycystic kidney disease 2-like 1 S homeolog
Exons: 15
Coding region: 82-2580 (832 amino acids)
Biological process (GO): potassium ion transmembrane transport; detection of mechanical stimulus; calcium ion transmembrane transport
Cellular component (GO): ciliary membrane; membrane
Molecular function (GO): calcium channel activity; calcium-activated potassium channel activity; calcium ion binding
Source: RefSeq, a predicted model, not a curated record
UGCAUAUCCUGCUGGGUAGGAAUCGAGUCUAUAUUAAAGUUAUCAGUGCAGCCCAGCAAACAGGUGCAUUUCAAGGCUACAAUGAACCCUGCUAAGCUGAGAGGCAGGACAGAAAACCACUUCAGUGAAGAGCAAGAAAUGGACAAUUUAGGGAAAAGAGCUUGGGAUAACCCUGCAUUUGACGGUUCUCCGUCUCUGAAGAUUAAAGCCAUUUACAAUCCCAAAACUGUUUCGGAGAACCCGUAUGACAACCUGGAGCACCUGGGGGACCCCCCACCGUACCAAGAGGAGAAGAAACACAAAAGAAACCCCUGCUCUCAGUUCUGUAUGUAUAUUGUUAAAGGGAUAAGAGGGCUUUGGGGGACAACGCUGACAGAGAAUACAGCAGAAAACCGAGAGCUUUACAUUAAGACAACGCUGAGAGAGCUUCUUGUGUAUAUUGUCUUCUUGGUGGACAUCUGUCUUUUGACCUAUGGCAUGACAAGCACCAAUACUUACUAUUACACAAACGUGAUGUCAAAGCUCUUCCUUGACACCCCAUCAGGCAGUGGAGUUACAUUCAAAUCUAUAGGCAACAUGGAUGAUUUUUGGUCGUUUUUGCAGGGUCCACUGCUAGAUGGUCUUUACUGGACCAAAUGGUACAAUAAUGCCUCUUUAACCGAAAAUACUAACUCCUUAAUCUACUACGAGAACCUUUUGCUUGGAGUGCCCCGUAUGCGUCAGCUUAAAGUAAAAAACAAUUCCUGCGUUGUGUAUAAAGACUUUAAAGACGAAAUCAUUGGCUGUUUCGAUGUGUAUUCCAAAGAAAAAGAGGACAAGUGCCAAUUUGGUCUUAUAAAUGGGACAGCAUGGACAUAUUACACAGAGGAAGAACUUGGAGGAUCCUCCUACUGGGGUAAAAUAACAACAUACAGUGGAGGAGGAUAUUACAUCGAUCUCGAGUUGACCAAACAAGAAAGUCUUAGACAACUGCAAAUACUGAAAAAUAAUCUCUGGUUGGACAGGGGCACCCGUGCAGUGUUUAUUGACUUCUCUGUGUAUAAUGCCAACAUCAAUCUUUUUUGUGUGCUCAGGCUUGUGGUGGAAUUCCCUGUGACAGGGGGCGCAUUUCCAUCUUGGCAGAUUCGGACGGUGAAGCUCAUUCGAUAUAUCUCGGGAUGGGAUUACUUCAUUAUUGCCUGUGAGAUCGUCUUCUGUGUGUUCAUCUUUUACUACGUUGUGGAGGAGAUGCUUGAACUAAGAAUUCAUAAAUUCAGAUAUUUUACAAGUAUUUGGAAUAUCCUUGAUGUUAUAGUGAUACUGCUCUCUCUUGUAGCCAUUGGAUUUCACAUAUUUCGAACCAUGGAGGUUAAUAGACUGAUGGGAACUCUGCUAAAAAAUCCUACCAUAUAUGCAGAUUUUGAAUUCUUGGCUUUUUGGCAGACUCAGUACAAUAACAUGAAUGCUGUGAACCUGUUCUUUGCUUGGAUUAAAAUUUUCAAGUAUAUUAGCUUUAAUAAGACAAUGACACAACUUUCCUCGACUCUCGCUCGCUGUGCAAAGGACAUUUUGGGCUUUGCUAUCAUGUUCUUCAUUGUAUUUUUUGCCUACGCCCAACUUGGCUAUCUUCUGUUUGGAACACAAGUGGAAAACUUUAGCACUUUCGUUAAAUGCAUAUUUACUCAGUUCCGGAUUAUCCUUGGAGAUUUUGAUUAUGAUGCCAUUGACAAUGCCAACAGAAUACUAGGACCUAUUUACUUUGUCACAUAUGUUUUCUUCGUAUUCUUUGUGUUAUUGAAUAUGUUUUUGGCUAUCAUCAAUGAUACAUAUUCUGAAGUAAAAGAGGAGCUUUCAAGCCAGAAGGAUGAGCUCCAAUUUUCUGACAUUCUGAAGCAGGGCUACAAGAAGACCUUACUGAAGCUAAAACUGAAAAAAGAAAGGAUUUCUGAUGUACAAAAAGCUCUGCAAAAUAGCACAAAAGAGCUGAAAUUUGAAGAGUUUAAGAACAGUUUACGAGAGAUGGGCCACGAUGACCAUGAAAUCUCUGCAGCAUUUUCCAACUUUGAUCAGGACGGUAAUAGGAUUCUUGAUGAGGAGGAACAGCAGAGAAUGAAACAAAUCUUAGAGGAAAGAAGGGUGGCUCUAAAUGCUGAAAUUGAGAAUUUGGGAAGAUCCUUCAGGAACAAGAGACUAGAGGAAGAAGUCAAUUUAGAUGAUAUGAAGAAUGACCUUUCUUCUAAAGGGAGCUGGGUGUCACAAGAUGAGUUUGAAAUAUUUUUGAAGCGGUUGCAGCAACUUGAAUUCUCCAUCAGUGGAAUCAUGAGAAAAAUCGAGUCCGUACAGAUGAAAUUAGAGUCAAUGGAAACAAAUCGAAUGAAGCAGACGAACCUUGUGGACAGCAAACAGAACAACAUUGUGAAAGAAAAACAGUUUAGCCAAGAAGAAAUUCUGCAUCACAAUCUAGGGCAGCUUGUUAAGGAAGAAAAAGAAGAUUGGGAGUCAGAAUUUAAACCCAGGAAUGUGAUAGAUCCCACAGCCAGAAACAGCAGUAUUCCCUAUGCCAGCAUGUCCGGCUCCCAGAACUCCCUGAACUUCCCAUAAAGUCAGGGAAAGCUUAUAUCUAUGUGUCAUGUACCUGCCACCAUCCUGAUUAAUAAUGAACAGCUAAAAAGACUACAGCCUAGAGAAGUGAAUCAUUAUUAUUAAUGUUGCCGUUUCACUUUAUAGUCAUUGAAUUUGCCUGUGAAUGGUAAUUGUAGUUGCCAACAGCUUUUUGGUUUAAAACAAAUCCUUCCUUGAUAUUAACAAGACCUGCUUCUCUUAGUUAUAAGAGGUUUGUGUGCAAUUCUACCAUUUGGUCAUUGUGGCAUUGAGGCUUCUAAAAGAUUUAGGAAAUCUCCUAUGAGCCGAGAUCGAUUUAUCAGCUUUCAAUGUGUUAAAGAGAAAGGUCCCAAACCAUGGGGACUCAAACAGUUUAUGGGGGAAGCUCCAAUGUGAAGGGCAAUUAUUGUGAGAUUCCUAUCAUUUCCUAUCCUAGAAAUUAGAAAAUUCUAAUAUCGGAAUUUAUCAUGUAUUGUCUCCUUAAAAAUUCAACCAU